Molecule: messenger RNA, 1746 nt
Organism: Candidula unifasciata
Lineage: Eukaryota; Metazoa; Mollusca; Gastropoda; Stylommatophora; Geomitridae
Source: the annotation of a GenBank genome assembly
AUGCAUGGUCGGUUGAAAGUAAAGUCAACUGCAGAACAGUUAGAAGCAAAAAAGAAGGAGAGGGAGAAGAAACUUCAGCUGUACAAUGCAGCAACAUCAAAAAUAAUUAGUAAGAAAAAGAAUGGAGAACUGGACGAGGAGCUGCUACUGGUGUCUGCUGAAGUCCUGGCGGUCAACCCAGACUUUUAUACUUUGUGGAAUUAUAGGAAGGAGACAUUUUUGGAACUACAGAAAACCAAAUCCAAAGAAGAGCUGCAGAAGAUGUUUCUGUCAGAGCUGAUCUUCCUGGAGUCUUGUUUGAGAGUCAACCACAAAUCUUAUGGCACCUGGCACCAUCGAUGCUUUGUCAUGGACACAAUGCCAGAACCUGACUGGAACAGGGAACUUGAACUGUGCAAUGAUUUCCUGAAAUAUGACGAGAGAAACUUUCAUUGCUGGGACUACAGAAGAUUUGUUGUGAAAAGAGCCAAUGUUCCCCCGGAAGCAGAGCUGAAGUUUUCUUUGAGCAAAAUCAACAACAAUUUCUCCAACUACUCAUCCUGGCACUAUCGAAGCAAGUUACUGCCCGUGCUUUACCCAGAUCCAAAGCAGCCAAUGGGUGUCAGUGAAGAGGCCUUGUUGAAAGAGUAUGAACUUGUCCAGAAUGGAUUUUUCACCGACCCAGACGAUCAGAGCAACUGGUUUUACCAUCGCUGGUUAAUGGGACGAGGAGAGCAAGUACAGGGAGUGAACUGUUUUAUUGUAUCAAGACUGGACAACAGUGCUAUUGUUUCUUUCACAAAACAUAUCAAGGUUGGCAAAGCUACAGAUAUCGUACUUGAGAUCAACAAUACCCGACAAGAACAUCUAACCUGGCACAAUCCAGACAGAAGUUCCCUGUUCUCCACUAUGUGGAUAUCCUUUGAUGGUUAUUUGAUUUUCUCCCUUAACAUAAAUUACAUAACGAAUGACCUCUGUCUGCCAAAGAAUGAAGAAUGCAGCAUCAGGGCAACUCUGAUAGAAAACGACGCAGCUAUUUGCAGUUCUUGCCUACAUCUUGACGUCAGUGAUGAUAGCAAGAGUGUCACAUCCUCAAGACCAAGUGGUUCAAGUCAGUUCAGCCAAGAACUGAGUGCUCUCAAAAGUGAUGUCCUGCAGCAAGAGUUACAGUCCAUCUUGGAACUAAUGGAGAUGGAGACAGACAACAAAUGGGUUGUGCUGACUGUGGUUCUACUGAUGAAAGCUCUUGAUCCAUUCAAAUACGAGAUGGAAAUCAUGAACAACCUUGACAGACUUGAGGCCUUGGAUUUUAAGAGGGUCAACUAUUACAAAGAUUUACGAAGUAAAUUCCUUGUUGAGAAUCUGAUAGACACUUCUGAAGGUGAUAUAAAGUCAGUUGACCUGAAAGGAAAGAAGCUGACCAAACUCUACCACACAGAGCUGUUACCUCUAGUUACUGUCCUUGACCUAUCGGAUAAUCACGUUCAAGAGGCGAAGUAUUUCAACCAUCUGCAAAGUUUGGUAGAACUAAACUUAUCUACCAAUGGCGUACAAAAUUGUGAGGGACUUCAGCAUUUACCGAAAUUGGAAAAACUCUUGCUGCGUGACAAUCGUUUGUCAUCACCACUGAGCUUUCAGCCCCUGCAGUCUUGCCCCAAACUGAAACACCUGAACAUCUCUGGAAAUCCAAUUUGUGAGAGUGAAGAUCUUAUAGAGCAACUUAGAGAAUUACUGACUGGUGUUGAAAUCAUACUCAAGUCUUCUUGA